This is a messenger RNA of Elgaria multicarinata webbii, 16121 nucleotides long. RefSeq names its product ryanodine receptor 2 (gene RYR2). The transcript has 106 exons. The record is from RefSeq and is a predicted model, not a curated record. Gene Ontology annotation, cellular component: calcium channel complex; smooth endoplasmic reticulum; sarcolemma. NCBI's taxonomy places the organism in Eukaryota, Metazoa, Chordata, Lepidosauria, Squamata, Anguidae. Gene Ontology annotation, molecular function: ryanodine-sensitive calcium-release channel activity; protein binding; calcium ion binding. Gene Ontology annotation, biological process: intracellular calcium ion homeostasis; striated muscle contraction; release of sequestered calcium ion into cytosol by sarcoplasmic reticulum. The coding region runs from base 115 to 15099 and encodes 4994 amino acids.
CCUUUUCUUCUAUUCGGUUCUCCGCGGGGCUGCCUCCGUCUCCUGCCACUGCCGCCGCACCACCUGCCAACCCGGGCACCGGAGGCAGCAGCGCCCGGGAGGCAAGAGCGAGCCAUGGCUGAAAUGGGCGAAGGCGAGGACGAGAUACAGUUCCUGCGAACUGAUGAUGAAGUGGUUCUGCAGUGCACUGCUACAGUUCACAAAGAGCAACAGAAAUUGUGCCUUGCCGCAGAAGGAUUUGGCAACAGGCUCUGCUUCUUGGAAUCCACUUCAAAUUCUAAGAAUGUUCCUCCGGAUCUCUCCAUCUGCACUUUUGUGCUGGAACAGUCCUUAUCAGUGCGAGCUCUCCAGGAAAUGCUGGCUAACACAGAGGAGAAAGCAGAAGGGCUAGUUGAUGUGGAAAAAUGGAAAUUUAUGAUGAAGACAGCUCAAGGUGGUGGUCAUCGAACACUCCUCUAUGGACAUGCAAUAUUACUCCGGCAUUCUUACAGUGGCAUGUAUCUGUGUUGCCUCUCCACCUCACGAACAUCAAUGGACAAACUGGCAUUUGAUGUGGGUUUGCAGGAAAAUACCACAGGUGAGGCCUGCUGGUGGACUAUACACCCUGCUUCCAAACAGCGUUCAGAAGGAGAAAAAGUACGUGUUGGGGAUGAUCUAAUCCUUGUCAGUGUCUCUUCAGAAAGAUACUUGCAUUUAUCUUAUGGCAAUGGCAGCUUACGUGUUGAUGCAGCUUUCCAGCAAACACUUUGGAGUGUUGCCCCAAUCAGUUCUGGAAGUGAAGUAGCUCAAGGUUAUCUGAUAGGAGGUGAUGUGCUGAGGUUAUUACAUGGUCACAUGGAUGAAUGCCUGACCGUCCCUUCAGGUGAACAUGGAGAAGAGCAGAGAAGAACUGUCCAUUAUGAAGGUGGUGCCGUGUCAGUUCAUGCUCGUUCUCUUUGGCGAUUGGAGACUUUGAGGGUUGCGUGGAGUGGAAGUCACAUUAGAUGGGGGCAGCCAUUCAGAUUAAGGCAUAUAACAACAGGGAAAUAUUUAAGCCUCAUGGAUGACAAGAGUCUUCUUCUAACAGAGAAAGAGAAAGCUGAUGUGAAAUCUACAGCGUUUUGCUUUCGGUCUUCCAAGGAAAAACUGGAUGUGGGGAUAAGAAAAGAGGUGGAUGGGAUGGGAGCACCUGAGAUAAAGUAUGGAGACUCUGUCUGCUUUAUACAGCAUGUUGACACGGGUUUGUGGCUUACAUACCAGUCAGUGGAUGCAAAGUCUGUAAGAAUGGGAUCUGUGCAACGCAAGGCUAUCAUGCACCAUGAAGGCCAUAUGGAUGAUGGUUUAACAUUGUCUAGAUCUCAGCAUGAAGAAUCCCGAACUGCACGUGUAAUUCGUAGUACUGUCUUCCUUUUCAACAGGUUCAUAAGGGGCCUUGAUUCUCUCAGCAAGAAAGCAAAGUCUUCCACAGUUGAUUUACCUAUCGAAUCAGUCAGCCUUAGUCUCCAGGACUUGAUUGGUUACUUCCAUCCACCUGGCGAGCUUUUAGAGCAUGAAGACAAACAGAACCGACUAAGAGCAUUGAAGAAUCGACAAAAUCUCUUCCAGGAAGAGGGUAUGAUCAACUUGGUGCUUGAAUGUAUUGAUCGCUUACAUGUAUAUAGCAGUGCAGCUCAUUUUGCUGAUGUGGCUGGGAAGGAGGCAGGAGAGUCCUGGAAAUCUAUUCUAAACUCAUUGUAUGAACUACUAGCGGCUUUGAUUAGAGGAAAUCGUAAAAACUGUGCACAGUUUUCUGGAUCUCUUGAUUGGCUCAUCAGUAGAUUAGAGAGAUUGGAAGCAUCUUCUGGAAUCCUUGAGGUUUUACACUGUGUGUUGGUGGAAAGUCCAGAAGCUUUAAAUAUUAUUAAAGAAGGACAUAUUAAAUCAAUUAUAUGUCUUUUGGACAAACAUGGGAGAAACCAUAAGGUGUUAGAUGUUUUGUGCUCUCUCUGUGUGUGCCAUGGAGUAGCUGUGCGAUCUAAUCAACAUUUGAUCUGUGACAAUCUUCUGCCAGGAAGAGAUCUCCUUCUCCAAACACGCCUUGUCAAUCAUGUGAGCAGCAUGAGACCCAAUAUUUUCCUUGGAAUCAGUGAGGGCUCUGCUCAGUACAGGAAAUGGUAUUAUGAACUAAUGGUUGACUAUGUGGAACCAUUCACAACAGCAGAAGCUACUCAUCUUCGUGUGGGUUGGGCUUCAACAGAAGGCUAUUCACCAUAUCCUGUGGGAGGAGAAGAAUGGGGAGGUAAUGGUGUUGGUGAUGACCUAUAUUCCUAUGGCUUUGAUGGACUUCAUCUAUGGUCAGGCUGUGUAGCAAGAUCUGUGAAUUCUCCCAACCAGCAUCUACUAAGGACUGAUGAUGUAAUCAGCUGUUGCCUUGACUUGAGUGCUCCAAGCAUUUCAUUCCGGAUAAAUGGGCAGCCAGUCCAGGGGAUGUUUGAGAAUUUCAACAUAGAUGGUCUUUUCUUUCCAGUUGUCAGCUUCUCUGCAGGGAUAAAGGUACGCUUUUUGCUUGGAGGCCGCCAUGGGGAAUUUAAAUUCCUUCCACCUCCAGGAUAUGCUCCUUGUUUUGAAGCUAUUCUGCCAAAAGAGAAAUUGAAAGUGGAACACAGCAGAGAAUACAAACAGGACUGCAACUGCACAAGAGAUCUACUGGGUCCAAAUAUCUCUUUGUCACAAGCAGCUUUCACUCCAGUACCUGUAGAUACCAGUCAGAUUGUCUUGCCUCCACACCUGGAAAGAAUUAGAGAAAAGCUAGCUGAGAAUAUCCACGAACUGUGGGUUAUGAAUAAAAUUGAACUUGGAUGGCAGUAUGGUCCUGUUAGGGAUGACAAUAAGCGACAGCAUCCAUGUUUGGUGGAGUUUGCAAAGCUGCCAGAACAAGAAAGAAAUUAUAAUCUCCAAAUGUCAUUAGAAACACUGAAAACACUGCUGGCAUUAGGUUGUCAUGUUGGAAUUGCUGAUGAGCAUGCUGAAGAAAAGGUGAAGAAACUAAAACUUCCAAAGAAUUAUCUGUUGUCUAGUGGAUACAAGCCUGCUCCUAUGGAUCUGAGUUGUAUUAAGCUGACCCCGUCUCAGGAAUCCAUGGUUGAUAAACUGGCAGAAAAUGCUCACAAUGUAUGGGCAAGGGAUCGAAUCAGGCAGGGUUGGACAUAUGGAAUCCAGCAGAGCCAGCCAGCCAGCCAGCAGAAGGACCACACGUUAUUUAGUAUCCCCUCUUCACAGAACUGUGCUGACAUCAUUGAUGACAGGGAUCACAAACAAGAUGUGAAGAACCGGCGAAACCCUCGCCUUGUCCCCUAUGCUCUUCUAGAUGAUCGCACCAAGAAAUCAAACAAAGAUAGUCUGCGAGAAGCAGUCCGUACCCUCAUUGGCUAUGGCUAUAACCUUGAGGCUCCAGAUCAAGACCAUGCUACAAGACCAGAUGUGUUUUGUGGUAUGAUGGAAAGGUUUAGGAUCUUCCGCACAGAGAAGACCUAUGCAGUGAAAACUGGGAAGUGGUACUUUGAGUUUGAAGCAGUGACGUCAGGGGACAUGAGGGUUGGUUGGGCCAAGCCAGCUUGUCAACCAGAACAAGAGCUUGGGUCAGAUGAACAAGCAUUUGUGUUCGAUGGAUUCAAGGCCCAACGGUGGCACCAGGGAAAUGAACAUUUUGGCCGUUCUUGGCUGACAGGGGAUAUUGUGGGGUGUAUGGUUGAUCUCAAUGAGCGCACCAUGAUGUUCACUCUAAAUGGUGAAAUCCUUCUAGAUGACUCAGGUUCCGAACUUGCAUUUAAGGACUUUGAGGUUGGUGAUGGCUUUAUACCUGCAUGUAGCCUGGGAUUGUCACAAGUGGGCAGAAUGAACUUUGGCAAAGAUGUUAGCACUCUGAAAUAUUUCACAAUAUGUGGCUUACAAGAAGGCUAUGAACCUUUUGCAGUGAAUACAAACCGGGACAUCACCAUAUGGCUGAGCAAGAGACUACCACAGUUUCUUCCAGUACCACCAAAUCAUGAACAUAUUGAGGUUACAAGAAUAGAUGGAACUGCAGACAGCUCCCCAUGCUUGAAGGUCACACAGAAGUCAUUUGGGUCUCAAAAUAGCAAAACAGAGAUCAUGUUCUAUCGCCUCAGCAUGCCUAUUGAAUGUGCAGAAGUAUUCUCUAAAAUUCCUGGAGGAGGAGUGCCAAGUUCAAGUCUUCUUGGCCCAAAGAAUGACUUGGAUGAUUUCGAUGCAGAUUCUGACUUUGAAGUCCUUAUGAAGACUGCUCAUGGUCAUCUCGUACCUGAUCGUGUAGAAAAAGAAGCUGUAAAAACGGAGUUCAAUAACCAUAAAGACUACACACAAGAGAAGCCUUCACGACUCAAGCAAAGAUUUAUGUUGAGAAGGACGAAACCAGACUACAGCACAAGCCACUCUGCAAGACUCACUGAAGAUGUCCUAGCUGAUGAAAGAGAUGAUUAUGAUUACUUAAUGCAAACUUCUACGUAUUUCUACUCUGUGCGUAUCUUUCCUGGGCAAGAGCCUGCUAAUGUUUGGGUAGGCUGGAUUACAUCUGACUUCCAUCAAUAUGAUACAAGCUUUGAUUUGGACAAAGUCCGUACUGUUACAGUAACCCUAGGAGAUGAAAAAGGGAAAGUUCAUGAGAGUAUCAAACGAAGCAACUGUUAUAUGGUAUGUGCAGGAGAAAGCAUGAGUCCAGGACAGGGGCGCAAUAACAAUGGAUUAGAGAUUGGUUGUUUGGUUGAUGCUGCAACUGGAAUCCUGUCCUUCACAGCUAAUGGCAAAGAAUUAAGCACUUACUAUCAGGUUGAACCAAGCACUAAAUUAUUUCCUGCAGUAUUUGCACAAGCUACAAGCCCCAAUGUUUUCCAAUUUGAGCUAGGAAGAAUAAAGAAUGUCAUGCCAUUGUCAGCUGGCUUGUUCAAAAGUGAGCAUAAAAAUCCAGUUCCCCAGUGCCCUCCCCGUCUCCAUGUUCAGUUCCUGACGCACGUGCUUUGGAGCAGAGUGCCAAACCACUUUCUGAAGGUGGAUAUAUCACGGAUCAGUGAACGUCAAGGAUGGUCAGUGCAGUGCCUGGAGCCUUUGCAGUUCAUGUCCCUUCACAUCCCAGAGGAAAACAGAUCUGUAGAUAUUUUAGAGCUGUCUGAACAAGAAGAAUUGUUAAAAUUUCACUACCAUACUCUCAGGUUGUACUCAGCUGUUUGUGCUCUUGGGAACAAUCGAGUUGCAUAUGCAAUGUGCAGCCAUGUUGAUGAAUCUCAGCUUCUGUAUGCAAUUGAGAACAAAUAUAUGCCUGGCUUGUUGCGUGCAGGUUAUUAUGACCUUCUCAUUGACAUUCACCUUAAUACCUAUGCCACCGCAAGGUUGAUGAUGAAUAAUGAAUUUAUUGUUCCAAUGACAGAUGAGACUAAAAGCAUCACUUUAUUUCCUGAUGAAAACAAAAAACAUGGCCUGCCUGGCAUUGGACUCAGCACCUCCCUGCGGCCCAGAAUACAGUUUUCUUCUCCCAGUUUUGUAAGAAUUAACAAUGAAUGUUACCAAUACAGUCCUGAAUUUCCUCUGGAAAUUUUAAAGGCUAAAACAAUAGAGAUGUUGACAGAGGCAGUUCAGGAAGGCAGCCUUCAUGUCAGAGAUCCAGUAGGUGGUACUACAGAGUUUCUAUUUGUUCCUUUGAUCAAGCUUUUUUACACUCUACUUAUAAUGGGAGUCUUCCAUAAUGGAGACCUGAAGCAUAUCCUGCAGCUGAUUGAGCCUAGUGUUUUUAAGGAAGAUGCAAGCCAUGAAGAUGAGACUCGGGUUCUAGUGAAGAAACUAGUUACAGAUGGACUAAAUUUGGAAGCAGGAGGGGAUGAAAUCAGAGGAGAGAAGAUCCCAGAAGAAGGCCUUCUUCAAAUGAAACUUCCUGAGCCUGUGAAAUUACAGAUGUGUCAUUUACUCCAGUACCUUUGUGACUGCCAGAUACGCCACCGGAUAGAAGCCAUUGUAGCAUUUUCAGAUGACUUUGUAGCAAAGCUUCAAGAGAAUCAGCGUUUCCGAUACAACGAAGUUAUGCAGGCAUUAAAUAUGUCUGCAGCACUGACAGCCAAGAAAACAAAAGAGUUUCGGUCACCACCACAGGAACAGAUUAAUAUGCUGCUGAAUUUUAAGGAUGAUAAAAAUGAUUGUCCUUGUGCAGAAGAAAUAAGGGAUCACCUCUUGGAUUUUCAUGAAGAUUUGAUGGCACAUUGUGGAAUUCAGCUAGAUGAAGAUGGAAUUCUAGAUGGAAACAGUGAUUUAACUAUUAAAGGUCGGCUGCUAUACCUAGUGGAAAGAGUGACACACUUGAAAAAGAAACAAGCAGAGAAGCCAGUGGACAAUGAUGCCAAGAAGCCAUCAACUCUCCAACAGCUGAUAUCAGAGACCAUGGUACGAUGGGCUCAGGAGUCAGUAAUAGAAGACCCAGAGUUGGUGAGGGCUAUGUUUGUUUUGCUACACCGUCAGUAUGAUGGAGUCGGUGGCCUGGUUCGAGCUUUGCCAAAGACAUACACUAUAAAUGGUGUAUCUGUGGAAGAUACAAUCAACUUGCUUGCAUCUCUGGGCCAGAUCCGUUCUCUCCUCAGUGUUAGAAUGGGCAAGGAAGAAGAGAAGCUUAUGAUUCGCGGAUUAGGGGAUAUUAUGAACAAUAAGGUUUUUUACCAGCAUCCUAAUCUUAUGAGGGCAUUGGGGAUGCAUGAAACUGUCAUGGAAGUAAUGGUGAAUGUACUUGGAGGAGGGGAGUCAAAGGAAAUCACCUUUCCUAAGAUGGUGGCAAAUUGCUGUCGUUUUCUAUGUUAUUUUUGCCGCAUCAGUAGACAGAAUCAAAAGGCUAUGUUUGAUCAUCUUAGCUAUCUUUUGGAAAACAGUAGUGUUGGGCUUGCAUCUCCUUCUAUGCGUGGAUCAACACCUUUAGAUGUUGCAGCAGCAUCUGUAAUGGAUAAUAAUGAACUUGCACUAGCUUUAAGGGAGCCUGAUUUAGAGAAGGUAGUCCGCUACCUGGCUGGAUGUGGUUUGCAAAGCUGUCCUUUGCUGAUUUCUAAAGGCUACCCGGAUAUUGGAUGGAAUCCAGUUGAAGGAGAACGAUAUUUGGAUUUUCUUCGUUUUGCUGUUUUUUGCAAUGGAGAGAGUGUUGAGGAGAAUGCUAAUGUGGUGGUCAGACUGCUUAUACGGCGCCCUGAGUGCUUUGGGCCAGCACUGAGAGGAGAAGGUGGAAACGGCUUGCUUGCUGCCAUGGAAGAAGCCAUAAACAUAUCAGAAGACCCUACAAGAGAUGGACCUUCACCAAGUAAUGGAUCCAAUAGAACACUAAGUGAGGUGGAAGAAGAGGAUGACACUAUUCACAUGGGAAAUGCCAUCAUGACCUUUUAUGCUGCUUUGAUCGAUCUCCUAGGACGCUGCGCUCCAGAAAUGCAUCUAAUCCAUGCUGGUAAAGGGGAAGCCAUUAGAAUCAGAUCUAUUCUGCGGUCUUUGAUUCCUUUGGAAGAUUUGGUGGGCGUAAUUAGCAUUCCUUUCCACAUGCCAACAAUAGCAAAAGAUGGUACUGUGGUGGAACCUGAUAUGUCAGAGGGGUUUUGCCCAGACCACAAGGCAGCCAUGGUAUUAUUCCUUGACAGGGUCUAUGGAAUUGAAGACCAGGAUUUUCUUCUACAUCUUCUAGAAGUUGGCUUCCUUCCAGAUCUUCGUGCUGCUGCUUCGUUAGAUACGGUUGCUCUGAGUGCUACAGAUAUGGCCCUGGCUCUCAAUCGGUACCUCUGCACUGCUGUUUUGCCUUUAUUAACUAGAUGUGCUCCUCUUUUUGCUGGCACAGAACACCAUGCUUCCCUUAUAGAUUCCUUGCUACAUACUGUAUAUCGACUCUCCAAGGGCUGCUCUCUUACCAAAGCUCAGCGGGACUCUAUUGAAGAGUGCCUACUCUCCAUUUGUGGUCAACUGAGGCCUUCAAUGAUGCAACAUUUGUUGAGAAGAUUAGUGUUUGAUAUUCCUCUACUAAAUGAACACGCAAAGAUGCCUCUAAAGCUGCUGACCAAUCAUUAUGAAAGAUGCUGGAAGUAUUACUGUUUACCAGGAGGAUGGGGCAACUUUGGUGCUGCUUCAGAAGAGGAACUUCAUUUAUCCAGAAAGUUGUUCUGGGGUAUUUUUGAUGCCUUAUCUCAAAAGAAAUAUGAACAGGAACUAUUCAAACUAGCUUUGCCCUGCCUGAGUGCCGUUGCAGGAGCUUUACCUCCUGAUUACAUGGAAUCAAAUUAUGUUGGUGUGAUGGAAAAACAGGCUUCCAUGGAUUCAGAUGGGAACUUUAAUCCACAACCUGUUGAUACUUCAAACAUUACAAUUCCUGAAAAACUAGACUACUUUAUUAACAAAUAUGCUGAACAUUCCCAUGAUAAAUGGUGCAUGGAAAAGUUUGCAAAUGGGUGGAUAUAUGGUGAAACAUACUCAGAAUCUUCCAAAGUGCAGCCAUUAAUGAAACAAUAUAAACUAUUAUCAGAAAAGGAAAAAGAAAUUUACAGAUGGCCAAUCAAAGAGUCUCUGAAAACUAUGCUUGCUUGGGGAUGGCGGGUUGAAAGAACAAGGGAAGGAGAUACUAUGGCACUUUAUAAUAGGCCACGUCGAAUAUCACAGACAAGUCAGGUUUCUGUAGAUACUGUCCAUGGCUAUAGUCCCCGUGCAAUUGACAUGAGUAAUGUUACCCUCUCCAGAGAGCUGCAUGCUAUGGCUGAGAUGAUGGCUGAAAACUAUCACAACAUAUGGGCAAAGAAAAAGAAAAUGGAACUAGAGGCCAAAGUGGGAGGAGGAAACCAUCCCUUACUUGUUCCCUAUGAUACACUGACAGCCAAAGAAAAGGCGAAGGACAGAGAGAAAGCCCAAGAUAUCCUGAAGUUUCUGCAGAUCAAUGGAUAUGUCGUCUCCCGAGGUCUGAAGGAUAUAGAGUUAGACACACCUUCCAUUGAGAAACGGUUUGCUUACAGUUUUCUUCAGCAGCUGAUAAGAUAUGUAGAUGAAGCCCAUCAGUAUAUCCUGGAGUUUGAUGGUGGCAGUAGAGGCAAAGGAGAACAAUUUCCUUAUGAACAAGAAAUCAAGUUCUUUGCUAAAGUUGUACUUCCUUUAAUUGAUCAGUAUUUCAAAAACCAUCGGCUGUAUUUCCUAUCUGCAGCAAGCAGGCCUCUCAGCAGUGGGGGGCAUGCCUCUAACAAGGAGAAAGAAAUGGUAACAAGCCUAUUCUGCAAACUUGGAGUUCUUGUCAGGCAUAGGAUUUCACUGUUUGGAAAUGAUGCAACUUCAAUAGUCAAUUGUCUUCAUAUCUUGGGCCAGACUUUGGAUGCAAGGACAGUGAUGAAGACAGGUUUAGAGUCUGUUAAGAUGGCUUUGCGGACAUUUUUGGAUAAUGCUGCAGAGGACCUGGAGAAGACAAUGGAGAACCUUAAACAAGGACAGUUCACACACACCAGGAGUCAGCCGAAAGGAGUGACACAAAUAAUUAACUACACCACAGUGGCUCUCCUGCCAGUGCUGUCUUCAUUAUUUGAACACAUUGGACAGCAUCAGUUUGGAGAAGACCUGAUAUUGGAAGAUGUACAAGUUUCUUGUUACAGAAUAUUGGCCAGCUUGUAUGCUCUGGGAACCAGCAAGAGUAUCUAUGUGGAGCGGCAGCGCUCAGCUUUAGGUGAAUGCUUAGCUGCGUUUGCUGGUGCCUUUCCUGUGGCAUUUCUAGAAACUCAUCUGAACAAUCACAACACCUAUUCUAUUUACAACACCAAGACUGCAAGAGAUAGAGCAGGUAUCAGUUUACCAGAUAGUGUAGAAGAGCUUUGUCCAAACAUUCCUUCCCUGGAGAAGCUAAUGGAAGAAAUUGUGGAAUUGGCUGAAUCUGGCAUUCGCUAUACACAAAUGCCUCAUGUAAUGGAAGUUGUAUUGCCUAUGCUUUGUAGUUACAUGUCACAUUGGUGGGAAUAUGGGCCAGAAAGCAAUCCAGACAGAAGUGAAAUGUGCUGCACAGCUUUGACUUCAGAACAUAUGAAUACCCUGCUUGGGAACAUACUGAAAAUCAUACAUAAUAACUUGGGCAUAGAUGAGGGAGCCUGGAUGAAGAGAUUGGCAGUGUUUUCUCAGCCUAUCAUAAGCAAAGUGAAGCCCCAGCUUCUGAAAACGCAUUUUCUGCCACUGAUGGAGAAACUGAAGAAAAAAGCUGCCAUGGUUAUCUCUGACGAAGAACACUUAAGAGCAGAAGGCAGGGGAGACAUGUCUGAGGCAGAACUCCUCAUCCUAGAUGAGUUCACUACACUAGCUCGGGACCUUUAUGCCUUCUACCCAUUGUUGAUCAGAUUUGUGGACUACAACAGAGCAAAAUGGCUUAAAGAACCCAACUCGGAGGCUGAAGACUUGUUUCGUAUGGUUGCUGAGGUAUUCAUUUAUUGGUCAAAAUCCCACAAUUUUAAAAGGGAAGAACAGAAUUUUGUUGUGCAGAAUGAAAUCAACAACAUGUCCUUUCUUAUUACCGACACUAAGUCCAAGAUGUCCAAGGCAGCUGUUUCUGAUCAGGAAAGGAAAAAAAUGAAGCGGAAAGGAGAUCGUUAUUCAACACAGACCUCUCUUAUUGUGGCAGCUUUAAAAAGAUUGCUACCUGUUGGACUAAAUAUUUGUGCUCCUGGUGACCAAGAAUUAAUUGCACUGGCGAAACACAGAUUAAGUAUGAAAGACACCGAGGAUGAAGUUCGAGAUAUUAUUCGUAAUAACCUUCAUUUGCAGGGGAAGCUUGAAGAUCCUGCCAUUAGGUGGCAGGUAGCCCUUUACAAAGAUCUGCCAAACAGGACUGAAGUUACUUCAGAUCCAGAGAAGACAGUGGAACGGGUUCUCGAUAUAGCUAAUGUGCUUUUUCAUCUGGAACAGGUUGAACAUCCGCAGAGAUCAAAAAAAGCAGUAUGGCAUAAACUUCUAUCCAAACAGAGAAAAAGAGCAGUGGUAGCUUGUUUCAGAAUGGCACCGCUAUAUAAUCUUCCACGGCAUCGAGCUGUCAAUCUUUUUCUUCAAGGAUAUGAAAAAUCCUGGGUAGAAACAGAAGACCACUACUUUGAAGAUACACUGAUAGAAGACCUAGCAAAACCAGGAAAAGAACCACCAGAGGAAGAUGAAUGCAUUAAGAGAGUGGAUCCUUUGCAUCAGCUUAUUUUACUGUUCAGUCGAACAGCAUUAACUGAAAAAUGUAAACUUGAGGAAGAUUACCUUUAUAUGGCGUAUGCUGAUAUUAUGGCAAAGAGCUGUCAUGAUGAAGAAGAUGAUGACGGUGAAGAGGAGGUGAAGAGUUUUGAAGUCACAGGAUCCCAACGCAGCAAGGAAAAAGAAAUGGAGAAGCAAAAGCUUCUGUACCAGCAAGCAAGACUUCAUGAUCGGGGAGCUGCUGAGAUGGUCCUUCAGACAAUUAGUGCCAGCAAAGGUGAGAUGGGGCCAAUGGUUGCAGCCACCCUAAAACUUGGAAUUGCCAUUUUGAAUGGAGGAAAUUCUACUGUUCAACAGAAAAUGCUUGACUACCUCAAGGACAAAAAAGAUGUAGGCUUCUUUCAGAGCCUUGCUGGUCUUAUGCAGUCUUGCAGUGUUCUUGACCUAAAUGCUUUUGAACGUCAAAACAAAGCAGAGGGCCUUGGAAUGGUAACAGAAGAAGGAUCAGGAGAAAAGGUGAUGCAAGAUGAUGAAUUUACAUGUGACCUCUUUCGGUUCCUUCAGUUGCUUUGCGAAGGGCACAGCUCAGACUUUCAGAAUUAUUUGAGGACUCAGACUGGUAACAAUACAACUGUCAAUAUUAUCAUAUCUACUGUGGAUUAUUUAUUGAGAGUUCAGGAAUCAAUUAGUGAUUUCUAUUGGUAUUAUUCUGGAAAGGAUGUUAUUGAUGAACAAGGACAACGUAAUUUCUCUAAAGCAAUACAAGUUGCAAAGCAGGUCUUCAAUACUCUUACAGAAUAUAUUCAGGGACCGUGUACAGGUAACCAGCAGAGUCUGGCACAUAGCAGGCUAUGGGAUGCUGUGGUUGGGUUUCUUCAUGUAUUUGCCCACAUGCAGAUGAAGCUCUCUCAGGACUCUAGCCAAAUUGAAUUACUGAAAGAAUUAAUGGAUCUUCAGAAGGAUAUGGUGGUCAUGCUGCUAUCUAUGUUAGAAGGUAAUGUUGUGAAUGGAACCAUUGGCAAGCAGAUGGUUGACAUGCUAGUGGAAUCUUCCAACAACGUAGAAAUGAUUUUAAAGUUUUUUGAUAUGUUUCUAAAACUGAAGGAUUUAACUUUCUCGGAUGCCUUUAAAGAAUAUGAUCCUGAUGGUAAGGGCAUCAUUUCAAAAAGAGAUUUCCACAAAGCAAUGGAGAGCCAUAAGCACUACACCCAAUCCGAAACAGAGUUUCUGCUCUCUUGUGCUGAAACCGAUGAGAACGAGACUCUCGACUACGAGGAAUUUGUGAAGCGGUUUCACGAGCCAGCCAAAGACAUUGGCUUCAACGUUGCUGUCCUCCUGACAAACCUGUCUGAGCACAUGCCUCAUGAUACUCGAUUGCAGACUUUCCUUGAACUGGCAGACAGCGUUCUGAACUAUUUCCAGCCCUUCUUAGGCCGCAUAGAAAUAAUGGGCAGUGCAAAGCGCAUUGAACGUGUUUAUUUUGAGAUAAGUGAAUCAAGUCGGACACAGUGGGAAAAACCUCAAGUUAAAGAGUCAAAGCGACAGUUUAUCUUUGAUGUAGUAAACGAAGGUGGUGAAAAGGAAAAAAUGGAACUUUUUGUUAAUUUCUGUGAGGAUACCAUCUUUGAGAUGCAGUUGGCUGCUCAGAUCUCUGAAUCGGAUUUGAAUGAGAGGUCUAUAAAUAAAGAAGAAAAUGAGCAUGAGAAACCCGAGGAACAGGAUCCUAGAAUGGGCUUCUUCUCUCUAGUGACUGUCAAAUCAGCUUUAGUAGCUCUCAGGUAUAACAUUAUGACACUCGUGAAAAUGCUAAGCAUGAAAAGUAUAAAGAAGCAGAUGAAGAGGGUGAAAAAAAUGACCAUGAAGGACAUGAUAAUGGCUUCAUUUUCUUCCUACUGGAGCAUUUUAAUGGGCUUGAUGCAUUUCAUAGCAAGCGUCUUCCGAGGCUUCUUUCAGAUCAUGUACAGCUUGCUGCUUGGAGGAAGCCUGGUCGAAGGGGCUAAGAAAAUCAAGGUGGCUGAACUGUUAGCAAACAUGCCUGACCCCACUCAAGAUGAGGUGCGGGGCGAAGGGGAAGAAACGGAACGGAAGCCCGCGGAAGCUGCCUUGCCUGCAGAAGACCUAACAGAUCUUAAAGCCUUGUCGGAGGACAGCGACCUACUGUCCGACAUAUUUGGCUUGGAUUUAAAAAGAGAGGGAGGACAAUAUAAACUAAUCCCACAUAAUCCAAAUGCAGGCCUGAGUGAUUUGUUGAGCAGCCCAGCUUUACUCCCUUUACCUGAAGUGCAAGAAAAAAUACAGGACCAGAAAGUGAAUGAAGACGAAAAAGAGGAGAGAGAAGAAACUAAAUUUGAACCUGAAAAAGCAGAAGGAGAAGAUGGAGAAAAGGAGGAGAAAAAAGAAGAUAAAGAAAAACAGAAACAAAGACAGCAUCACAAACAUAGGCACGGAGAACCAGAAAUGCAAGAAUCAGCCUUCUGGAAGAAAAUUAUUGCAUACCAACAGAAACUUCUCAACUAUUUUGCUCGGAAUUUCUACAAUAUGCGGAUGCUGGCUUUGUUUGUUGCAUUUGCCAUUAACUUCAUUCUUCUCUUCUAUAAGGUUUCCACCUCUGCAGUAAUUGAAGAAAAGGAGGUUCCUGUGGUUGACACUGCUGAAAACUCCAAGCUAAGCAGCCUGGAAAGUCCUUCUCAUCGAAUCAUCACAGUGCACUAUGUCCUUGAAGAAAGCAGUGGCUACAUGGAACCUACACUCCGUAUUUUAGCCAUUCUGCACACGGUCAUCUCCUUUUUCUGCAUCAUUGGCUAUUACUGUUUGAAAGUUCCACUGGUUAUAUUUAAACGAGAAAAAGAAGUUGCAAGGAAAUUGGAAUUUGAUGGGCUGUAUAUUACAGAACAGCCUUCAGAAGACGAUAUUAAAGGGCAGUGGGAUAGACUUGUCAUCAACACACAGUCAUUUCCUAAUAACUAUUGGGACAAGUUUGUGAAAAGGAAGGUUAUGGAUAAAUACGGAGAGUUCUACGGCAAGGACAGAAUCAGUGAAUUGCUGGGAAUGGACAAAGCUGCUCUGGAUUUUAGCGAUGCCCGAGAAAAAAAGAAACCCAAAAAAGAUAGUUCUUUAUCAGCUGUGCUGAAUUCUAUUGAUGUAAAGUAUCAGAUGUGGAAAUUAGGAGUUGUUUUCACCGAUAAUUCAUUUCUUUACCUGGCCUGGUAUAUGACCAUGUCAAUCCUUGGUCAUUACAACAACUUUUUCUUUGCUGCUCAUCUCCUUGACAUAGCAAUGGGAUUCAAAACACUGCGAACUAUUCUGUCAUCAGUGACCCACAAUGGGAAACAGCUUGUGCUGACAGUGGGGUUGUUGGCAGUGGUUGUUUACCUAUACACAGUGGUCGCCUUCAAUUUUUUCCGAAAAUUCUACAAUAAGAGUGAAGAUGGAGAUAUGCCAGAUAUGAAAUGUGAUGAUAUGCUAACGUGCUACAUGUUUCACAUGUAUGUGGGAGUGCGUGCUGGUGGUGGAAUUGGUGAUGAAAUUGAAGAUCCAGCAGGCGAUGAAUAUGAAAUCUAUCGAAUCAUCUUUGAUAUCACAUUUUUCUUCUUUGUAAUUGUUAUUCUACUAGCUAUCAUACAAGGAUUAAUUAUUGAUGCAUUUGGAGAAUUAAGAGAUCAGCAAGAACAAGUUAAAGAAGACAUGGAGACCAAAUGCUUUAUCUGUGGGAUAGGUAAUGAUUAUUUUGACACAGUGCCACAUGGUUUUGAAACACACACUCUACAGGAGCACAACUUGGCUAAUUAUCUAUUUUUCCUGAUGUAUCUCAUUAAUAAAGAUGAAACAGAACAUACUGGACAGGAAUCCUACGUAUGGAAAAUGUACCAGGAGCGAUGCUGGGAAUUUUUCCCUGCUGGUGAUUGCUUUCGAAAGCAGUAUGAAGACCAGUUGAACUAAUUAUAGUUGAGGACCAUCUCUUGAGAAACCAUCCACACCUCUCCCAACUCCUUUGGGAAACAUCUACGAGAUUUCCUGGUUCUGUUACGCAGUGCGCUGUUUGGAGCACCAAAGUGUUUUUUGAUGACUCAGCUGUCCUUUUUUCUUCUGGGUUUGCUUUGAGAACAAUGAGAACUCAACUCUGGGAAGAGGAGAGAAAAAAAUCCCACACAACAAAUCCCCAUACAUAACAUGAACCCAUACACACAAGAGACUUGAGACAGCUUUUUUCCCUCUGAGACUGCCUGAUGACUCCCUUAACUAGGAGAACACACAUGGGAUAAUGUGAUAGCCACAUUCAUUCAGUCUAUUUAUUUCAUCAUCCUGGAAGGAACUCUGUAGUUCUCAGAGUGCUGUAAAGGAUUUUUGUGGACACUAAGUUGUGGGGAAAUAGUGCCUUACUAUAUGUAGGUUGAGCUAUGCAGAAGAUGAGUGCAUGAUGACAUCUUAUAUUUUCUUUAUUUGCCCUCUUUUUCCUCCCAGUUAAUAUUUAUUUUGUCUUCUGGAGGGACUUGGGUGGGCUUUGGCUGUGCACACCUUUUUAAUAAGACUAUGGCGUGUCUCAGGAUAAAAAGUAGUUUUUUCUCAUCAAGCUAAAUUCACAGGUAUCUUCCUCUUUAAUCUCUUACAUUUAUUUUGGUAAUGCUCUGAUGCAGCACUGCAACUUUAUGAAAUCUUUGUAUGAAAACAAAAAGACUGCAGAAAAAACUUCAAAAAGAAUUAUUUCAUUGCAUGUUUAUUAUGCAAGUUUAAACAACAAAAAAGCAACCUUCUGAAGCAAGUUGAUCAACAUGAGAAAACAUUCACGAUAAUAUUCAUAGUAAUAAAGUGUUGUGGGCUUUAUUGUACAUUUGGAACCAGUGUCAUCAACCCACUAUGUAUAUGUUAUGAACUUGCCAGUAGUUUGGUUUUACUUUCUUUUUCUGUUAACUUUUCUUUUGGUUCAUUUUGCCAUUUGUGAUCAUUAGUGGAAUUAAAGAUUU